Messenger RNA from Ornithodoros turicata, 3202 nucleotides. RefSeq names its product proteoglycan 4-like. The record is from RefSeq and is a predicted model, not a curated record. Lineage: Eukaryota; Metazoa; Arthropoda; Arachnida; Ixodida; Argasidae. The coding region runs from base 102 to 1937 and encodes 611 amino acids. The transcript is spliced from 2 exons.
AGCAGCUCUCGCCAGACUCGCCCUCAAUAGGCGGACGAUAUGCCCUUAGCUUCACUGCGUCUCUUCACUAGAGGAUUUCUCCAGUGAAAAACCAUCGGAUAAUGUGCUUCAGGUUGAUCUUGGUCACAUUGGCUGCCCUGAGCGCCAGCGAUGCCCAGAAUCUACGACAAGUUCCGAGAGACGACUACAGUGUUUUUGUUCGUGCCCUACCACCAGGAGGCCAAGAUAGCAGUCACUCGAGCCAACAACGUUUUAACGCACAGUUCGCCAUAAGACCUCAGCCACAGUUUCCUAGCCAGCAAAAUACGUUUAUAGCCCCACAGCAAUUCACCACUUACGACCAGCAAUCUUUCCGACACUUUCCGCAGAAUCAACAGCAUCAACUUGGUCAAGUACAACUACAUGGUCAACAAGUUCACCUACCAGCUCAACAGACUUUCAACAAUAACGGACCUCAACAUCUGAGCUUCGUCGAUACUCAAGCGAGACAAUUUCCCCAGGAGCAGGCGACCACCACCACCACCACUACUACGCAGAAUCCAUUCGUGCAGUUCCAACAGACCCACUCUGUAUCUGUGUCCACGUCCAACGAUCCUUUCCGUCACAGCAAGGUCAUAGGUUCCCUCCAACCUCCUACACAGGCAAUCCAAAAGGCACCAGCAUCGGAGAUACAGUCCGAUAAGAAAGCGGAACCGAAAGACAAAGCCGCUGGAUCUAAGGAUAAGGACAAGGACGAGUACGUUGUGUACUAUUACUACUAUUACGACGACGACAACAAGAAGAACAACAACCUCUCUCUCAACUUCGAUGACGUCCCAAACCUGGAGGGCUUCGACAAGGUGGGUAAGAGCAACAAGGCUGCCAAGACGCCAAACCCACAGAACAGGUUCGAACCGAAGCCAGCAACGGCUGUGCCACCCGCGGGACAGCAGCCGGCACCUCCAGCCGAACAAGCUGUAACGUCCACACCACAGUCCGUCACCCAAGUACCCUCGUCUGUCUCAGUUGAGUCAUUCACCAGCAAGGCACCUCUAAGUGGACCACCCAACUUGGACUUGACAGGUGCGGUUCUCACGGAACCAGCUGCAGGCGGGGUAUUGUUUGAGCAGCGCAUAACGCAGAACGCCUCUUCAGAAUCUCAGCAGAACACAAACGAAAUUACCAACAAGAAGGCCCCAGAAGAGACCACAACAGUAGUGCAAACUACAACGCAAACACCAACUACAUUACCGCCCACCACAACCACCGAAGAAUUGACGACGACCGAAAAGACUAGACGACCCUUUGGAAACCGACGUCGCCCCGGCGGGCAUGGUCACCGACUUCCAACAGGGCGCAGGACGACCAGCACGACCUCAACUACUACAACGAGACAACCAGUUGGCGUCCCCCGAAGAAACCGUCGACCAUCUCUGCGUCCAAACAGGCUCCAGUUCGGACGUCGCCCUCCACCUGGGCGACAGGAAGAAGAACCGGAAGAGGCAGUUAGCGAAGAAGAACCAACAACAACAGUCGCAUCCACGACCAAGAAGAGAUUCGGAGCAGGACGUUUCGGAAACAAGCCAGCGAGAAGCAGAUCGUCGACGACCAGCAGCACCACGACGGCAGUACCACCAAGGCGAGGUGGACCUUCUGCGUCCGGUCUGUUUGGGCGCACGAGAAAUCCCAGACCACGACCAGCGUUCUUGAGGAAUCGUGGCAAGAAACCAGUCGAAGAGAAACCUGUAGAACACGAUGAACCAUCAGCAACAACUCAAAUCAACAAGGAGGAACCUACAGAGCCGUCCAAACGACUCGAAGAACCGGUGGAUGCUGAAGAAGAACCCACCGAGGCUCCUCCAGUAGUGACACAGGAAACAAAACCAUCUCGUAGUCGGUUCGGAAGCCGGCCACCUCUGUUCGGUGGACGUCCUAGGCCUAAUGUACUGGGACGGUGAUGUCACUGGGACCGCGUUCUUCUACACUCAGGACAAUACGGAGGUCAAACCUCAGCGACUAAAAUCCAGAGAGGACCACGUGUCCAAUUGUGUGCUUAGUAAACAAAUCAUCGUGCCGUUCACCGAGCUGUCAUUUCUACGCCCAUGAAUACCAGCUCAUCCGGCGAGACAGUUAGGUUUGCUAAAAAAUGACAGGCCGUAAUUUCUCUUGUCUGCUAAAUAUGUCGUAUUUUGAAUUUCAUUCCAUAAUGUCACCUGAAACAAUUCCAUAGACGCUGAUGAUAAAAGAGGCCAAACGGAUAUAUUCAAGUGGUAUUAAUCCCGCGCAUGUACAUAUUGGUUGCAUAUCUGUUUUAUUUAGGGCUGUUAACCUAAACGCUUCGCUGUGAUUACAUCCCGACGUAAAGACUUUCGGUAGAAGAUCUCUCCGUUAGAAAGUCAACCCAAAUUCUUUGCGAACAAGGUCAACACCGCCAAGGUGCGACUGGGUUAUGCAGAUCUGGUUGGACGACAUUUCUUGCUGAGAAAGUGGCACGGGACGUGACCUUUCAAUUCCUUUUGUACGGCCGUUGACACGUCAAGUAAACUGUUUUUCCGUCAACCACUUAAAUUUCCACCUGAUUUCACCCCUUUUUGACUUUACCCUUCUGGACGUUCGCAUUUUGCCACGUGUCCCAGGUGUUGACCGAAACCUUUUGCUUUACCGCUACAGACGAGAAUGUGUCAGAUGAAAAUACAGACUAGGAUUCUCAUACAAGUAGGCUAAAGUAAGUCAUGAGUGAGUUAUGGUUAUUGUGAGAAGCAACCAUAUAGACGCGAUCUUUACGUCAUUUGCUGCUUGCGGCGUCCCUAAAAAUAUCGGAGUGAGCACGUUGUAGUCUUGCCGUAGAGGUCAAUGUCCUUUCACAGAAAGCAUAUUAACCCACAUUCGAUCAGGAAGGGAUAUAGGGGGCGUUGCACAUGCCUAUCUUCUUGACGGCGUUUUCUAUUUGGUCGGGAGCCGAGUGAUCACUCAACUCUGAUUUCGUUUCUAAAAAGUAAUAUUGGUUACACUAAUGGGAGGAGAUCUGUGAAGGCCAAUAUUUACGACCCUGUGUGGGAGUGAAUGAAAUAUACUUUCUCGUUGUUUUCCACAGGCGGUCUAAUGGCGGGUGAUGUUUGUCAAAGACAGCAUGAAUUAUCCACAAGACGCAAAAUGGGCUUGCUGUGCAUGCCACAAUUGACAAUUUGUGCAAAAAGUGGCAAUAAAAUUUUCACAAACGGCA